Molecule: messenger RNA, 348 nt
Organism: Paramecium primaurelia
Lineage: Eukaryota; Ciliophora; Oligohymenophorea; Peniculida; Parameciidae
Source: the annotation of a GenBank genome assembly
AUGAGAAACUAAUCCUUUGAGAAUAUACGGAUGAAGAAUACUUCUUUGAUUGGAGGAAAUUUUGUAAGAUGUGAUUUGAAUGGAUCAGAAUUUGAGAAUGUGGAUAUUAGUGGAGUCAAUUUUAAUGGAGCUUAGAUGUUCAGUUGUAAAUGGAAAAACAUUAAAGUCCAUGAAUUGAAUAAGUUGGAUGGUCAUAGUGGUUGUAUUAACUCAAUCUGUUUCUCUCCUGAUGGAAAUAUAUUAGCUUCUGGUAGUGAUGAUAACUCUAUCCGUCUAUGGGAUGUCAAAACAGGAUAAUAAAAAGCAAAAUUGAAUUGUCCUCUAAAUAGAAGUUACCCAAUAACUUGA